AUGGCAUACAACCGAGGAUAUUCGGGCAACCCGGACGCCCUCCCAGCACACGCCGAACCCGACCAGGCAGCGGCCAUGCUGUCGCAAAACCAUCCCCAGAGGCAGUCGUCAACAGCCAGCUACCACAACAAACCACAGCCUCCGCCGCCUCAGCAGUCGCAGUCGUACUCGCGCCCACCCAGUCACCAAUCUCCCGCCAUGGGCUCCGCCCCGCAGCGCUACGACAACUACCCGCCGCCCCAGCAGCCGCAACAACACCAGCAGCGAUACAGCAGUAACAGUGGAUACGGCCCCUCAGCAACUCCCGCUGCUGGCGGCGCCCCUCCCCCUCCACGCAACGCAUUCGCGUCACCCCACCUCCAGCCAACUAUGGCCAAGGUCCUCGACCAUCUGGCUACCACAAUCGUCCUCCGAUCCCUCAAGCCCAACGCAUUAUGGCCGCUGUUCAUGGCCGUAGACAAGGAGCGCAACGGCCAGCUGAGCGAGUCUUCAUUGCGCAGCGCUCUGGUGAACGGCGACUACACGGCAUUCGACGCACACACUGUGCGCAUGAUGAUACGCAUGUUCGACACAGACCGUAGCGGCACCAUCAACUUUGACGAGUUCUGCGGCCUGUGGGGUUUCCUGGCCGCCUGGCGCAACCUGUUCGACCGCUUUGACGUCGAUCGCUCGGGUAACAUCAGCUUCCAAGAGUUUGCGGAUGCUCUCGUCGCCUUUGGUUAUCGUCUGAGUCCUCAAUUUAUUCAGUUGCUGUUCAACACGUUUGCGAGAACGUCACGCGGUAGAGGCGAUGAAUCAUACGGCGGUGGACGUGAGAAGACGCUCAGCUUCGAUCUGUUCGUCCAGGCGUGUAUCAGCUUGAAACGUAUGACGGACGUCUUCAAGAAGUAUGACGAUGACCGCGACGGAUACAUUACUCUAUCUUUCGAAGAGUUCCUCACAGGUGCGCAAAGCCUUUUCCUCUUCAACUCCAUAUCCCCCGUUACCGAUAAUGGCCUGUACUGA
Aureobasidium vineae is the source of this 1005-nucleotide messenger RNA. Lineage: Eukaryota; Fungi; Ascomycota; Dothideomycetes; Dothideales; Saccotheciaceae. The record is from the annotation of a GenBank genome assembly.